CUAUAAUUCUGUAAAAUCCAUUUGAUAAAUAAUAUGGUCCAAAAACGCAGCAGCAGCUUAUGGAUGUGAUCCUACCUGAUAUAAUGCUAAACACUCCCAUACAGCAGGUGGCAGUAUGUGUAACAUUUACUUCUUCGACCACAGGAAGUGUAUUUGCAGGAAACAGUAAGUUGUUCGGUGUUUGACGACGAAGUAACGAUUGAAGUUGAGUGCCUGGGCGUGAAGCUAGUUGCAACCUUUGUAUUCGGCAAAGGUAAUAAUGGGAUCCUCCAAGAAACGCAAGGAAAAAAGCCGCGACAAAGACGCAGAAGAGCGGAAGGACCGACAUAAGAAACAUCGCCACAAGGACCGAGAAAGAGGGGCUGCAGACCGUGAUGGGACUCGGGAUAAAGAGAAGCGGAAACGCUCCAGGUCUCGGGAGAGAAGUGGACGGGAAAGCCGCAACAAAGGCGAAAGGAGUACCGGGGAGCCACGAGUGAAGAAGGAGAAAGUUGAUCUUGGAUAUGAAGAAAGCAAUACAGAAGUGCAGCCUCAGUCUGCAAGCGGAGAUGCAUCUCUCACCAUUGAGGAAACAAACAAACUCAGAGCCAAGCUGGGUCUGAAGCCUCUGGAAUUAAAUGAGAACAAGAAGGAGCUUGGCACUAAAGAAGAACCCAUGGUGGCUGAGACCAUCAACCCCGUUCUCAUCAAGAAGCAGAAAGAUAUGAGAGAAAAGCUUGCAGCUAUGAAAGAGAAACGCAUCCAGAAUAAGAAACUGGGAAAGGUCAAGACCCUAGCAGAGGAGGACUGGCUGGAUGAUGCAGCUGCUUGGGUUGAGAAAAGCAGACUGAUGGCAAAAGAAAAAGAAAUGGCAGAGAAAAGAGCCAAACUUCUGGAAGAGAUGGAUGAGGAGUUUGGUGUGAGCAGUCUGAUAGAGGAGGAGUUUGCACAAAGAAAGAAGGAAGCCUACACAUCUCAGGAUCUUAAGGGACUCAAAGUGCAGCACAAGGUGGAUUCCUUCAACGAGGGCCAAACUGUCAUCCUGACCCUACAAGACAAAGGUGUGCUUGAAGAGGAGGAAGAUGUGCUUGUAAACGUGGGACUGGUGGACAAGGAAAAAGCAGAAAAGAAUGUGGAGUUAAAAAAGAAAAAGCCAGAUUAUAAACCCUAUGAAGAAGAGAGGAGUGUGGAUGACAUGGUGACGUUUAAAGCCCACUCUGUACUGUCAAAGUAUGAUGAGGAAAUUGAGGGUGAGAAGAAAAAGAGUUUCCGUUUAAAGACGGGGGGCUUUGCUGAUGGGGAGCGAGAGCGGGAGAUUCAGGCCAUGAGAGAGGCUCUACGAAACCAGGCCCAGUCAUUGGACAUCCCUGCUCUUACUAUCGCCUCAGAGUAUUACACACUCCAGGAAAUGGUGGGCUUUAAAAAGACUAAACGGCGUGUGAGGAAGAUCAGGAAGAAGGAGAAGCAGCCAGCCGUUGAUGAGCUUCUCGUUGAUGACACUCGCAGCACUGAUUUUGGCUCUAGGACACGCGGCCGAGGCCGCAGACAGGUUGAGGAAGAGGGUGAGGAAGCAAAGGAGGAGGAGCAGGAGAUCAAAUUGCCACACGCUAUCCCCCAAAUGUCAGAUGACGUUAGGAUGGCAGAAAUGGACAUAAGUGACGAUGAAGACUUUACACCUCCUGAACCAUCUGCAAUUGAGGAGGAUGAGGCAGAGCAGGAGCUACAGAAACAACUGGAGAAGCAAAGGAAGCUGAAGCAGAAGCAGCUUCUCAAGGACUCUGGGGAGAAGGUGGCAGAGCAGAUUAAAGAGCUUAUUGAAGGCAACAAUGACAAUGAUCCCGAGAAGAAGAACAACAUUGUUUUCAACGCCACCUCAGAGUUUUGCAGAACUCUGGGUGAUAUUCCAACAUAUGGGCUGUCAGGCAACAGAGAGGACCAAGAAGACAUUAUGGACUUUGAAGAGGAAGCAGAGAAAGAUGAUGCUGGAGGUUCAGACUCAGAAAUGGAUGAGAAUGUUGGAUGGAGCACAGUUAACUUGGAUGAAGAGCAGAAACAGCCAGAUUUCUCCACAGCCUCUGCCACCAUUUUGGAUGAAGAACCCAUUGUCAAAUCCGGUCUUGCCGCUGCCUUGCUGUUGUGCAAAAACAAAGGUCUACUGGACACUGAAAUGCAGAAGGUAGCCCGUGUCAGGGCAACAAAAGGUGCCUUGCCUAAUGACAACUACUGCAUUGAGGACAAGAUGGGCUUUGAUGACAAGUACAGCCGCAGAGAAGAAUACAGAGGCUUCACUCAAGAUUUCAAGGAUAAGGAUGGCUAUAAGCCUGACGUCAAGAUUGAGUAUGUGGAUGAAUCUGGGCGGAGACUCACUCCAAAAGAGGCUUUCAGGCAGCUUUCACAUCGAUUCCAUGGUAAAGGGUCUGGAAAGAUGAAGACUGAGAGAAGGAUGAAAAAGUUGGAGGAAGAGGCACUGCUGAAGAAGAUGAGCAGCAGCGAUACUCCUCUAGGGACGGUGGCUUUGCUUCAAGAGAAGCAGAAAUCUCAGAAAACACCAUAUAUUGUGCUUAGUGGGAGUGGGAAGAGUAUGAAUGCAAACAACAUCACUAAAUAAGUUGGGUGGGGGGGGGGGAGUUAAUUAUCUUGAACACAUACACUGACACAUGCAUAGAUAUUCACAUACACACAGGAUGUUUUAAGUAAAGUAAAUGCUCCAAUUUCAUGCCUACUUCAUACAAGCUUUGUUGUAGUAAAUAAUUGUCCAAUAAAGUUAAUACAAAUGACA
Etheostoma cragini (Arkansas darter) is the source of this 2758-nucleotide messenger RNA. It is a transcript of the gene sart1, whose product is annotated as spliceosome associated factor 1, recruiter of U4/U6.U5 tri-snRNP. Bases 260 to 2587 code for a protein of 775 amino acids. NCBI's taxonomy places the organism in Eukaryota, Metazoa, Chordata, Actinopteri, Perciformes, Percidae. The record is from RefSeq and is a predicted model, not a curated record. Gene Ontology annotation, biological process: maturation of 5S rRNA; mRNA cis splicing, via spliceosome. The transcript is spliced from 2 exons. Gene Ontology annotation, cellular component: U4/U6 x U5 tri-snRNP complex.